CUGUUAACAAUUCCGUUAGUAAUGCUAAUUAAGUUUUACGAUGCUGAGCUGACUCCCACGUGGUAGUCACCAUAUCAUAUUUUUUAAUUUUAGUUUUAUAAAAUAAAUUAUACAAUAAUUAUGAAAAGAAAAGAAAGAAAGGAAAAAUUCCGAAAAUUGAAAGAAAAAAUCGGUGGUGCUCCCUCUUCUUCUUCCUCCGCCCAUAUCUACAAGCGCUUAGUCCUCCCUCUUUUUCUUCCUCAUUUUUCCUCAUCAACACUACUUCGUCUUCCCGCCCCCUCCGCCAGGGCUUAGUCCUCCCUGUCAAGAACCAGCCGCUCCCAAUAACUCGAGUUGUUUGGAGAGGUUCAAUUGUGGAUCAUAUACAACAACACUAACCAGUUGGUCCCAAUAACUCGAGUUGUUGGGAGAAGUUUAUGCUGGAUCUUAUACCACACUCUAAUACGCCCCCUCAAACAAAAGCCAACUCAUGGGCUUGAAGUUUGCACAAGCCCACCAUACCUUGUGCUUUAAUCAAUUGUUAAUAUUGAGGGUCGUGGAGAUUCGAACACACGACCACUUGGCCAAACCAGCUCUGUUACCAUGUCAUGAACCAGUUGGUCCCAAUAACUCGAGUUGUUGGGAGAAGGUUAUGUUGGAUCUUAUACCAGACUCUAACCAGUUGAUCCCAAUAACUCGAGUUGUUGGGAGAGGUUCAAUCGUGGAUCAUAUACCACAACACUAACACGCCCCCUCAAACGAAAGCCACUCACAAGGGCUUGAAGUUUGCACAAGUCUGAAGACAAGAAUACCAUGUGCUUAACAAAUGGGGGUCACCGGGAAUCGAACACAAGUUCUCUCGGUCACAGAAGGCUCUGAUACCAUGUCAAGAACCAGUUAAUCCCAAUAACUCGAGUUGUUGGGAGAGGUUCAAUCGUGGAUCAUAUACCACAACACUAAUUCUCCCAAACCCCCUAUGCUAAUAACUCCAAACCCAAUUCCAAACCCAGCUUACCACUGCCUCUAUCCGCCGCGCAUAGGUUUCGAGGGAUGCAAUGUCGGCGAUAGUUGCGUCCGUUACUGACGCGAACAGGGGAAGGAAGAACCCAGAUCCCCAAAUCAUCUUUCGAAUCAAGCGAGUCCACUGGGUUGAGGCUUUUGAGUCUUCUCCUCCAAUGAAUAUCAAACCGUUGCAAUCGGCUUCUGGGGAUGGCUUGCGAUGCAUAAUUGAGAAGAAGCAGCGACUAUUUCUCUCUUCUCCCGCUUCAAUCACCAUCAUUGGCGAGAUUCAGUGAGAGCAGGGACCGCGAGGUUCAAGUUCAACCAUGGUUGCUGGGGCUGCGAAAAGGGGAGGAUCCAGAGAGGGUCAGAGCUUGAAGAUGUGGAUAUGGAAAGUCGAUAUGGAUUCGGAGCUUGAGGGUGAGAGCUUGGGUGCAGAUUGAUACGCAGCUGGUCUCGGUCCAUGUUGGGACUUGGCGGCGGUGGAGGAAUCAGAAGAAGAGAUUGGAAGAAGAGGUCUCUAGUGGCUAAGGAGGGUCUUCAUGGUUCGAGUUGAGAACGAUGAAGGAUUUUUUCCCCUUUCGUGGCUUUGCAGAGGAAGAAGAGGAAGGGGAGAAGAAGAUGAGGGGAAAGCAUGGAAGAAGAACGACGACCCUCCAAUUUAGGUUUUGUUUUUUUUUAUUUUAAAAUUAUUAAUCAAAAGUCAUAUGGAAAGUGAUGUGGCCGUUGACGUGGAAGUCUCCGUUACAAAACUAAUGACACUAACAUAUUGUUAAUCAUAUUUUGAUUUGCUACAAUAAUUGUCACUAAAAAUUUGUAUUUUAAUAAUUGUGGUUAUAAUUU
Messenger RNA from Linum trigynum, 1821 nucleotides. The record is from the annotation of a GenBank genome assembly. Lineage: Eukaryota; Viridiplantae; Streptophyta; Magnoliopsida; Malpighiales; Linaceae.